Saimiri boliviensis boliviensis (Bolivian squirrel monkey) is the source of this 1896-nucleotide messenger RNA. RefSeq names its product UBX domain protein 6 (gene UBXN6). The record is from RefSeq and is a predicted model, not a curated record. NCBI's taxonomy places the organism in Eukaryota, Metazoa, Chordata, Mammalia, Primates, Cebidae. Gene Ontology annotation, cellular component: cytoplasm. Gene Ontology annotation, molecular function: protein binding.
CUUCCGGCGGGCCGGUAUUUUUUUUCCGGUGGUUGGUCCUGGGCGGCCCCUCCCCGACUGGGCCCCGUGCCCCCCGCCCAUGCGGCCCCCCGCCGCCGGGCCAGCCGCCACCAUGAAGAAAUUCUUUCAGGAGUUCAAGGCCGACAUCAAGUUCAAGAGCGCAGGACCCGGUCAGAAGCUCACGGACUCCGUGGGGGAAAAGGCCCUCAAAGAGAAACCCACCCAGCCAGCCCCAAGGCAGCCCCGCCAGGGACCCACCAAUGAGGCACAGAUGGCAGCCGCUGCCGCCUUGGCCCGGCUGGAGCAGAAGCAGUCCCGGCCCUGGGGCCCCACAUCACAGGACACCAUCCGAAACCAGGUGAGAAAGGAACUUCAAGCCGAAGCCACCGUCAGCGGGAGCCCGGAGGCCCCAGGGACCAACAUGGUAUCUCAGGCCAGAGAGGAAGGCUCUGCCCACCUGGCCGUGCCUGGCAUCUACUUCACCUGUCCGCUCACCGGGGCCACCCUGAGGAAGGACCAGCGGGACGCCUGCAUCAAGGAGGCCAUUCUCUCACGCUUCUCCACCGACCCAGUGGCCGCCUCCAUCAUGAAGAUCCACACGUUCAACAAAGACCGGGACCGGGUGAAGCUGGGCGUGGACACCAUCGCCAAGUACCUGGACAACAUCCACCUGCACCCCGAGGAGGAGAAGUACCGGAAGAUCAAGCUGCAGAACAAAGUGUUCCAGGAGCGCAUUAACUGCCUGGAAGGGACCCACGAGUUUUUUGAGGCCAUUGGGUUCCAGAAGGUGAUGCUUCCCAUCCCAGAUCAGGAGGACCCCGAGGAGUUCUAUGUGCUCAGUGAGGCCACCCUGGCCCAGCCCCAGAGCCUGGAGAGGCACAAGGAGCAGCUGCUGGCCGCAGAGCCUGUGCGUGCCAAGCUGGACCGGCAGCGCCGGGUCUUCCAGCCCUCGCCCCUGGCCUCGCAGUUCGAAUUGCCUGGGGACUUCUUCAACCUCACGGCUGAGGAGAUUAAGCGGGAGCAGAGGCUCAGGUCUGAUGCAGUGGAGCGGCUGAGCGUGCUGCGGACCAAGGCCAUGCGGGAGAAGGAGGAGCAGCGGGGGCUGCGGAAGUACACCUACACGCUGCUGCGCGUGCGCCUCCCUGAUGGCUGCCUCCUGCAGGGGACCUUCUACGCCCGGGAACGGCUGGAGGCAGUGUACGGGUUCGUCCGGGAGGCCCUGCAGCACGACUGGCUGCCUUUUGAGCUGCUGGCCUCGGGAGGGCAGAAGCUGUCAGAGGACGAGAACCCGGCCUUGAACGAGUGCGGGCUGGUGCCCUCUGCCCUCCUGACCUUCUCGUGGGACGUGGCCCUGCUGGAGGACAUCAAGGCCGCCGGGGCUGAGCCGGACUCCAUCCUGAAACCUGAGCUCCUGUCAGCUAUCGAGCAGCUCUCGUGAAAUAAAAGCAGGGUUGGCCUCAGCCCUGUGGGUCUGUCUCAUGCUCUCCCUGUCCCUAUCCCUACCGCCCCAGGGCCUCUAAGCCACCUCUGGAAAGACCUGCUUUUCCCCAUGGGCAAGGGAAAGGUGUCGGCCGGCUGUAGAGCCAUGCAACCGGGCCCUGUGGCAGAGCCCCCCAGCCCCCAAGGGAGAGGCCUCGGGACGCCACCAAAUCGAAGUCCUCCCUAGCUGUGGUAACUGUCAUGAAGCCCCUGGGCAGACAAACGGGCAUCUCCCUGGACAGGAGAGCAGGCUCAUGGCACAGGUCCUGUUCCUGUGUGCCAUGGGUGGCAGCAGCUGCACCCGACGCUGGGGCUGGUCUGUGGAUGUGGGUGACGACAGUAGAGGGGACACUGGCCUUCAAGCACGGACCUGCAGUUACUAAAUUAUGAACCCAAAUAAACAGGGUGUUUGAAUAU